AACGGGGGUCAUCUCUCCGCCGCCUGACUGUAACCCCGCCCUCUCGGGACACGCGGGGACGGCGAAUCAAACAACAUUCGUUUGGGAAACGGGCUCCGCAGCAGGAGAAACAGACAGAAAGAGGAGGAGAGAGCCUCAACUUGGUGCCGUGUAGUGGAGCUGCUCCUCCAGGCGCGGUGCAGUCGCGGCUCUCCGCCCGGACCCCGGGACAUGCACGACCCUCCGAGGAGGAAGUGAACCGCGCCGCAGCGACGAAGAUGCAGGCGGAGGACAUGGAGGUACCUAUCAUUAAUAACCUUAACGAUAGCGGCGACAGACCGGGGCCGAAAGGGAGGGAUGUGUUCAAGGAUCAGCAGAAAGAGUCGGAGAGCUCCAUGGAGUCUCCAAACCUGGAGUUUGAGUAUGGAGACUCGGACACACUCACAGCUGAGCUUUCAGAGCUAUACAGUUACACAGAAGAGCCGGAGUUUGCCCUGAACAGAGACUACUUUGAGGAGGACUUCAGGAGCCAUGCUCGAGGCAGAAGGUGGACUGGGCUGACGGUGGACGAGCAGAGAGCGUACAUCAUGAGACUGCUGGACGCGCUGGAGGUGACGGACAGGGACAAGAGGCUGAAGGUGGCCAGGGCCAUCCUCUACUUGGCUCAGGGAGUGUUUGAUGAGUGUGACACAGAGGUGGACGUGCUCCACUGGUCCAGGCACAACAUCUUCCUGCUUUAUGACAUGGGCAUCUUCACGGCGCUGCUGGAGCUGCUCAGCAUGGAGAUAGAUAACAACCAGGCGUGCAGCAGCGCAGUGAGGAAGCCCGCCAUCUCUCUCGCCGAUAGCACAGAGCUGAGAGUGCUUCUGAGCAUCAUGUACCUGAUGGUGGAGACCGUCCGUGUCCAAACGGAGGACGACCGACCGGAGUGGAGAGCGGCCAGAGAGGCUUUCAAGAACGAGCUGGGUUCGCCUCUGUACAACGGAGAGCCCCUCGCCCUGCUCCUCUUCACCAUGGUGACCAAGUUCUGCAGCAUGAACGCGCCCCACUUCCCCAUGAAGAAAGUGCUGCUGCUGCUGUGGAAAACCGUCCUGCUUACGUUGGGGGGCUUCGAGGAGCUCCAGCAGAUGAAGGUGCGGGCCCGGGAGCGCCUCAGCUUGCCCCCGCUCCCGGAGGACAGCAUCAAGGUGGUGAGAGCCAUGAGGGCGGCGUCUCCGCCGGCCUCGGCCAUGGAGCUCAUCGAGCAGCAGCAGCAGCAGAAGAGGGGCCGCCGCAGCCGCAGGAGUGCCUUUGUUGAUAGCUUGGAAGGAGACAGUCCCUUUCCCAAGAAGCAGCCUCUGGUCAAGCAGGACAGUCUGGACACCUACAACGAGCGGGACCCCUUCAAGAACGACGACGCCCGGGACGAGGAUGAGGACCCCGAGGACACGGACAGCGGCAUCGAGGGGGAGGUGGACCCGCUGGAUCGGGACGUCAUCAUCCAGCCUCCGCCUCCGCCGCCUCCUCUGAGACCCCCGACGGAGAAGGUCAACUUCCCCAAAGGACUGCCCUGGGCCCCGAAAGUUAGGGAGAAGGACAUUGAGCACUUCCUGGAGACAAGUAGGAACAAGUUCAUUGGUUUUACCUUGGGAAGUGACACAGAGACCCUGGUGGGGUUACCCAGACCCAUCCACGAGAGUGUCAAGACCCUCAAACAGCACAAGUAUGUGUCCGUAUCUGAGAUCCAGAUCAAGAGAGAAGAGGAGCUCCUGCAGUGUCCGCUCAGCCUGGGUGAGGAGGAGGUGGAGGAGACGCCAGCCGAGAUUUUAUACGUGGGAAUGCUUCCUAAUCUGUCGCAGUAUGUGAUCGCCCUCCUGAAGCUCCUGCUGGCGGCGGCUCCGACCUCUAAAGCCAAAACCGACUCAAUCAACAUCCUGGCUGACGUGCUCCCCGAGGAGAUGCCCAUCACGGUCCUUCAGAGCAUGAAGCUGGGGAUUGACGUGAACCGUCACAAGGAAAUCAUCGUCAAGGCCAUCUCCGCACUGCUGCUGCUGCUCCUCAAGCACUUCAAACUGAACCACAUCUAUCAGUUCGAAAUAGUCUCCCAGCAUCUGGUGUUUGCCAACUGCAUCCCACUCAUCCUCAAGUUCUUCAACCAGAACAUCAUGUCCUACAUCAGCGCCAAAAACAGUAUAUGCGUGUUGGACUUCCCCCACUGCGCGGUCCACGAGAUGCCCGAGCUCACGGCUGAGAGCCUGGAAGCCGGAGACAGCAACCAGUUCUGCUGGAGGAACCUUUUCUCCUGCAUCAACCUGCUGAGGAUCCUCAACAAGCUGACCAAGUGGAAGCACUCCAGGACCAUGAUGUUGGUUGUUUUCAAGUCGGCCCCCAUCUUGAAGAGAGCUCUGAAGGUCAAGCAGGCCAUGAUGCAGCUCUAUGUUCUUAAACUGCUGAAGAUUCAGACCAAGUACCUGGGCCGCCAGUGGAGGAAGAGCAACAUGAAGACCAUGUCGGCCAUCUAUCAGAAAGUGCGUCACAGGCUCAACGAUGACUGGGCCUACGGAAACGAUAUCGAUGCCCGGCCCUGGGACUUCCAGGCGGAGGAGUGCGCCCUGCGGGAGAGCAUCGAGAAGUUCAACGGCCGGCGCUACGACAAGAACAAGAACGGAGACUUCGCCCCCGUGGACAACUGCCUGCAGAGCGUGCUGGGCCAGCGCGUGGAGCUGCCCGAGGACUUCCACUACAGCUACGAGAUGUGGCUGGAAAGAGAAGUGUUCUCGCAGCCCAUCCAGUGGGAGGGUCUGCUGCAGGACCCCUAACGUCCGAGACGGGAGGAGGCAGAGGGCUGGUGGGAGAGGAGGCACCAGAGGGGUCUCUCACCAGCCAGGAGAAGUCGUUUCAGGGUGUUGAGUUUUGUCACCGAAAUUUGCUAACUUUUUGCAGACGGCAUGCGGAAGAAGAAAUGGUUCUUAAGUCACAUCUCAGGCCAUGAAGCAAAAAGAGGGGUGGAAAAAAAUAAAUAAAAAAAGAAGGUAAGAUUGGGUCGAUUUGAUGCCGCACACGUAAAUUCUACACUGACACGUGCCUAAGACUACUAUGAAAAUGUAAGCACAUAAAGAAAGUAGCAAUUCAAUAACAUUUGGGAUUGUAGCACUUGUCAAAGUUUCGGCCAGUUGUACUGCCCCCCCCCAAAAAAAAUGCCAGCCCCUCCUCUUCAGUACGUCGGUGCUCUUCUGAUUCUCUUGUGACGUUUUGUUAUUUAUUCGUAACACAAGCAUGGGAAAAUAUCAUAUGGUGUUGUUUUUUCUUCGUUUUUUUUUUUUUUUUUCUUAAGUUGAAAACAAACUUAUCUUUUUUUAUUAUUAGAAUUUUUGAAACAAAAUCACGUGAGGUAUUGGGUUUUAGAUUGUUACUUUCUUAUGCAUUUUCUACCAAAAACAGUUACCAGACCUAUGAGCUACGAAAUAAAGAGAAGCGAACCCAGCUGUAGGCAUAUUUGUUCGUUUAUGAAGGUCUGGGUGUGCAGGACAAAAAGGAAACCAAACCAACGGAGGUAAAGGAAUGUAAAAACAACACGACUUCCCCGAAGGUGGGAAGCAGGAGUUCCCUAGGUGCUCUGAGUUUUGCAUCCAGCAUGGCUGCCGUCCGUCCAUGGAGAUUAGAGCGAUAGUUGCCCAUUUAAACUAUUUAUCGCUACUUUUUGAAUUCAUGUUAUAACAACCCUAAAUCCCACGUUUCUACCGUCCAACCUCUUAUUUGUUAAGAGCCUACUUAGUGUUAGAAAACAAAACAUUGGAAGAAAUUGUCACCAAUUUGUAGAGCACCAAACCAAGCAGUGCCUCGAAUGUGACGUCAGAGUCAGUUCAGAGCUCCAACCGCAACAUUUACCAGCUCGCCUCAGAGCUUAUGUCAUGGAGAUUGAAUUAAAAGUUCAAAUUAAAAAUUUGAAUGCACUAAAUCACAUUAAAGCACCCUUACGCCGAUGUGUUUGUUCAGAAUGAUAUUUAAGAGGUGUGCUAGAAUAUGCCUACGUGCUUUAAUACUGAGAAAACCGUUUCAUUUUCCUCAUAAUGAAAAUUUCUGUAAAAAUCUAUUGAUUACCCUCUGACUGAAACACGUUACUUGGAUUGUGUCCCUUUAAGAGCUCUCUCCUUAGAGCCGUGGUCUGUUGAGCUCAUUCGGGACAGAGAAGGCCCUUACAUUCAGCUUGGUCGCACCUGAAGGGCCCGGUUUGGCUUUGGCAUAUAAUGACCUAUGGCAGCUUGUGUGUGUGUGUGUUGCCAGGAAACUUUUGUUUUACGUAAAUGCUGUUGAAGGCACAAAACUGGUUUGCCAAAGCACUAGAAUAAGUAGCAAAUGUGGUGAAAUGUAUUUAUCUGCAGGAUCCAAACGCCACUAUAGGUCCACAAACUUCUCCAGACCACCUAGUUUGGUUCUUUUUACUGGAAACCUUUUCCAGAUUGCCCUUCAGGUUUUUUGUUUUUUUUCCGACUGCAUAAAGGUUAAUAAGCAAUACACAAUUGAAUUACUCAUCAGUGUGUUUUCUGUUGGGGGUUUAGGGAAGAGGUCCAGGUUAGGUUUAGGGUUAAUUGUUUUCUGGCUUUUUUUUUGAGAAUGUAGAAAUUUGAGCCUAUGAAUGAAGCCUGCAGCUAAAUGGUUCUCAGUUCCCAAAAAAA
Molecule: messenger RNA, 4634 nt
Organism: Fundulus heteroclitus (mummichog)
Lineage: Eukaryota; Metazoa; Chordata; Actinopteri; Cyprinodontiformes; Fundulidae
Gene: strip2
Product: striatin interacting protein 2
Exons: 22
Coding region: 258-2777 (839 amino acids)
Biological process (GO): cytoskeleton organization
Cellular component (GO): cytosol
Source: RefSeq, a predicted model, not a curated record